AUUCCCUCCAUUGCAGGAGGUGAUUUUGGAAACACGGAAUCUUCUCUGUCGCCCGCACACCCACGCGCACAACGGAUUCAUUUGCAUUCAGCCUCUUCUCUUUCUCCUCCUCCUCCUCAUCAUCUGAGAGCCCUCUUUUCAUUUGGAUCACCAGGUACACCUCUCUCUCCACCACUUUCUUUUUCCCUUCUGAGAAUCAUUAAUCCAGGAAAAAGAGAAGUUUCAAAUUUGUUAUGGGGAUCUCAAAGAAAGAAAGAAUCUGGAGGAGCAGUUACAUGGGUUGUUUUCAGGCGUGUUCGACACGUUAAACAAGCGCAGGAGAGCUUCACCAUUUAAUAUAACUAUUAGAUGGCUGUACCCCCUGUAGCUGCUCCAUCACCAAAAUCAUCUCCACCAGCUGAUGAUCCAAAAUCAUCUCCACCACCUACAGCAACACCUCCACCUUCACCACCACCGUCUUCACCGCCACCAUCUGCACCACCACCAGAACCGAAAUCGACACCACCACCACAACCGCCACCUGACGCAUCACCCCCACCAUCACCAAAACCCGACUCAUCCCCACCACCAUCUACAACACCAUCACCUCCUGUAACACCACCCCCAUCAUCACCACCACCUUCAUCAACGCCACCAACAAAUUUAUCACCACCAAUUUCUCCUCCUCCUCAAUUACCAUCAUCUCCAACGCAAUCAUCACCACCUCUUCCUCUAAUUUCUCCACCAGGCAGUAUCCUUCCACCUCAAUUACCUACAGCACCAACAGCUCCUGGUGUGUUUUUUCCGCCUCCGAAUUCACCACCUAGUAGAACACCACCGUCAACUCAUACACCAACAUCUAAUCAGAGAAGUUCUCCGUCACAACCGUCGCCGUCUCAAAAUGACGAACUUUCUGAGAAGUUAUCUCUCAUAGUUGGUGCUACUGCUGGGAUAUGUUUUCUUCUUGCUGCUAUGAUUAUCAUCAUUGUGGUUUGCUGCAAGAAAAAAAAGAAGGGAAACUUCGUGAAUGCUCAAUACUACGGGAAUGCUCCUUCUAUGGGACCGCAAGGGUAUAACGGAGCACAAAAUCCGACUUGGUACAACACCAACAAUCCAAAUAAUAUUGGACCACCUCCAGGUUUAUUGGUUCCGCCACCUGGUGCAGGAUGGACUCAACAUCCCCAAGUUAAUAGCAGUGGUGAAGUGGGUUCCAAUUCAUCUGACCCACAGCAAUAUGUAACAUCUCCCGGGUACCACCAAAACCAUAAUCUGCCACUAUCUCCUGGCGGUGGUGGUGGUCUUUCAGUGAACAAGAGCAGUUUUGCCUAUAAUGAACUUUCUCAAGCUACAAAUGGUUUCUCUACAGCUAAUUUAUUAGGCCAAGGUGGGUUUGGUUAUGUGCACAAAGGUGUGUUACCCAAUGGUAAAGUAGUUGCAGUGAAGAGUCUCAAGUCUGGCUCGGGACAAGGUGAGAGAGAAUUUCAAGCUGAGGUUGAUAUCAUCAGCCGUGUUCAUCAUCGCCAUCUUGUCUCCCUAGUUGGUUAUUGUAUUGCUGGAGGACAGCGGAUGCUGGUUUACGAAUUCGUUCCCAAUAAAACACUUGAGUUUCACCUCCAUGGAAACGGCAAUCCAGUUAUGGGAUGGUCUAAUAGGCUUAAGAUUGCCUUGGGUGCAGCAAAAGGUCUCGCUUACCUUCAUGAAGAUUGUCAUCCUCGAAUCAUUCACCGUGAUAUUAAAAGUGCUAAUAUUCUCAUCGACAACAAUUUUGAAGCCAUGGUGGCAGAUUUUGGAUUGGCGAAGUUGUCUCAAGAUAACUAUACUCAUGUCUCAACACGUAUCAUGGGAACUUUCGGGUAUUUGGCUCCUGAAUACGCAUCGAGUGGCAAGCUAACAGAGAAAUCUGAUGUUUUUUCCUUUGGCGUUAUGCUUUUAGAAUUGAUAACAGGAAGGCGGCCCAUUGAUACUACAAAUGCGUACAUGGAAGACAGCUUAGUAGAUUGGGCUAGGCCUAUCAUAACAAACCCCGAUGGUGGUUUCCAAGAGCUGGUCGACCCACGAUUAGAAGGCAACUAUGACCUUGGUGAAAUGUCCUGCAUGGUUGCAUGUGCUUCUGCUAGCAUUCGCCAUUCUGCCAGGAGAAGACCGAAAAUGAGCCAGAUAGUUCGGGCCUUGGAAGGAGAUGUAUCAUUAGAGAUGUUGAAUGAAGGAGUGAAACCAGGCCAAAGUACUGCAUUCCAGGCAAACACAUCAGAAUACGACACUGGAGCAUAUAAUGCAGAUAUACAAAGGUUCAGACAGAUGGCAUUGGGUUCAAACCGCGAUACAGAAAGUAUGAAUUUUACUAGUGGAGCUACAAGUGCUUAUGGACUUGAACCUUCUUCUACCAGUGACAGUUCUUCUGGAGAAGUAGUUAGUCAAGUUACAGCCAAAUCGAAAAGCCCUAUUUACUAAAACCUUGAUUCUAAAUCAAAUCUGUACAGCAUUAUCAAUGUUGAAUAGAUUGGAGUUCAAUAGGAGUAUAUACACUUGAGUCUGGGUUUCAUUUCUAUUUCUCUCUCUAUAUAUAUUAUUUGUGCACUCUAUAUUAUGACACAGUUUUCUGACUCUA
Papaver somniferum (opium poppy) is the source of this 2587-nucleotide messenger RNA. RefSeq names its product proline-rich receptor-like protein kinase PERK1. The transcript has 9 exons. NCBI's taxonomy places the organism in Eukaryota, Viridiplantae, Streptophyta, Magnoliopsida, Ranunculales, Papaveraceae. Gene Ontology annotation, biological process: protein phosphorylation. Bases 349 to 2430 code for a protein of 693 amino acids. Gene Ontology annotation, molecular function: protein kinase activity; ATP binding. The record is from RefSeq and is a predicted model, not a curated record.